CCGCUGUGUAACUGCGUCGUAAAACGAGGACCUCACGUACAGGACCGUUUCAGUCGUGUUAAGUUAGACUUUUGUAGCUAAGUAGGGCAACUCGUGUGUGGGAGUGUGUAUCGAGUGUACACAUGAGUGUGACUAGUGAAUGCGGUUCUCACACACGUCGACAUCUACCGGGCUUCUCAAAAACUACCGCGGACGUUGCAGCAAGCAGAAAAGCGGCCAUGGCGAACGACGAAAGCCAUCCAACUUUGGAGUCGUGGCUCAACAGGUCCACGGACCCAAACAACCAGGAGGACAGAUGGGACUGCAUCCAGGCCUUCUUUCAAUUGGUCAACAAGGAGGCUGAUGGUCCACAGGUGGCUCUCAGUCUUCUUGCUCAUAAAAUCCAGUCUCCCCAAGAAAAAGAGGCUCUACAAGCUCUGACUGUUCUUGAGGCAUGCAUGAAUAACUGUGGCAAGAGGUUCCACGGAGAAGCGGCCAAGUUUCGAUUCCUCAACGAGCUCAUCAAAGUUUUGACGCCAAAGUACUUUGGUUCCUGGACUGCCCAGACAGUUAAAGACAGACUGACUCAGGUUCUUUAUGGUUGGACGCUCUGGCUCAAAGACGAAACAAAGAUUCAGGACGCCUACUCUAUGCUCAAGAAACAAGGCAUCAUAAAAAAGGAUCCCAAACUACCAGAUACAGUCACAAUGGCCCCUCCACCUCAAAGAGCCACAGACUCCGUUUUUGACCAAGAGGACAAGGCAACGCUCUUAGCCAGAUUAUUAAAAAGUGAUGUGCCCAAAGACCUGGAGACUGCCAACAGGCUCAUUAAAAGCACAAUGAAAGAGGAGCAGGAGAAGGCAGAGAAAGCAUCAAAGCGUGAAUCAACUCUGAAGGCGGUGGAGAGCAGCACCAAGCAGCUCAGGGAGAUGUUGGACGAGCACACUGAAGUGGCUUUCCAGCCCAGUGACGAAUUAAAGGUCUUGUAUGAGAGCUGCGAGCGUCUGAGGCCGAGCCUUUUCCGACUGGCUAGCGACACGGUGGAUGACGACGAGGCCCUGACGCAAAUCCUGGCAGCCAACGACGAUCUCACGCUGGUCGUGAAUGCCUACAAGGAACGAACUGGGAGGCGGGAGUGUAACGGAAGAAGUAAAACUGCUGCGAGUCCCAGAGAGAUCAAGAGCUACCAUCUCAUCGACCUCUCGGCUCUCGACUCGCCUCAGACUGACAGAAAAGCCAACUCGCCUUUGUCCUUUCAGUCCUCGUCACCUCUCUUUUCCUCUUCUCUGGAAAGCACCUGCAACUCCGCAACUGAGCAGAACCCUCCACGAUCAGAGUUAUUUCUACUUUCUCCAAAGUCAUAUUAUGAUGAGCUGAUGCAGCUCAGUGGAGCAGUCGAUGGCAUGAAUAAAGAGAGGGGUCCUUCACUGAGAGCCCGUGGAUGCGGGGAAAACGGUUCUGCUUCGGCAAAUGAAAUAAACAUAUGGUCACAGAAUCAACAGUUCACAAGUUUAGGCUCAUUUUCAUGUUCCUCUCAACUCCCAGCACCUUCAGAAGACGCCGCUUCUCCGCAGCAUGUACUGAAAAAUGUCUUUGUUCCCAUGGAGACCAUAAAGUCUAGUCAGCUCGAGCCCAUCACUAUAUUUGACCAGGGUGGCAUCCACGUCUCGCUUCAUUUCGCCAGGGACUCGCCGCCCGGUCAUCCUGGCGUGGCCGUGGUCGUCAUCUCCACAGUGAACACUUCCUCCCUGGAGGUGAAAGAUUUAAUGUUUCAAGCCGCUGUCCCAAAGACCAUGUCGGUGAAACUUCAACCUUCAUCUAAAACACACCUGCCUCCAUACAACCCCCUCCUGCCCCCGCCUGCCAUUGCCCAGGUCAUCCUGUUAGCUAAUCCACACAAGCGUAAAAUGCGCCUGCGCUACAAUCUCGCUCUGAUACACGGACGGCAACAGUUGAAUGAGACCGGUGAGAUAGGAAACUUCCCGGACUGGAUGUCUCUGAUUGGUUCCUGAAAACACACCACACACACACACAACCACAAACCCUCAUCGGGUUGCACGAAAAGAAAAAGUGACGCUUAACAUUGAGUCAGCGUAAAAAUGGUUUGGCUUUUCCUCCUGAUUCGACCUGUCACGGUGUUUGUCAGUCACAUCUGUCACUUAAAAUGUCUGAUUUGCCUAUAAUACAUUUGUAUCGUUCCCAACAUGUCAUAAGGACGACAUUGUUUUAGUCUCGCCACUGCUGGAGGCGAUUUGUUUUUCCCCCCAAAAUACUGUAUGUUUGGUUUUUAUUCAUGCAUUUUGUGUGUUGUUACUGUAGCUAGAAUCAUCGUGACUCCAUUUUGCUGAUUACAUAUUUUGCAUCUGUAGCCUCAUCUGACCCCAUUAAUAACUGUGAAUAAAACAAGACCAGAGCAGUGUUAA
Phyllopteryx taeniolatus (common seadragon) is the source of this 2402-nucleotide messenger RNA. Its product is annotated as ADP-ribosylation factor-binding protein GGA3-like. Gene Ontology annotation, biological process: intracellular protein transport; vesicle-mediated transport. Gene Ontology annotation, cellular component: trans-Golgi network. Gene Ontology annotation, molecular function: small GTPase binding; phosphatidylinositol binding; ubiquitin binding. Lineage: Eukaryota; Metazoa; Chordata; Actinopteri; Syngnathiformes; Syngnathidae. The record is from RefSeq and is a predicted model, not a curated record.